This is a messenger RNA of Labeo rohita (rohu), 5813 nucleotides long. RefSeq names its product ETS transcription factor ELK1 (gene elk1). The transcript has 9 exons. The coding region runs from base 613 to 2163 and encodes 516 amino acids. Lineage: Eukaryota; Metazoa; Chordata; Actinopteri; Cypriniformes; Cyprinidae. The record is from RefSeq and is a predicted model, not a curated record. Gene Ontology annotation, molecular function: DNA-binding transcription factor activity, RNA polymerase II-specific; sequence-specific DNA binding. Gene Ontology annotation, cellular component: nucleus. Gene Ontology annotation, biological process: cell differentiation; regulation of transcription by RNA polymerase II.
GAAAAAGAAACAAGUAGUCGAGGCGUUCGUGGAAACAGGAAGCAAACAGGGGGAAAGCCGAGCAGAGGUGCUUGUUGUCAGAAGAAAAAAAACUUGAGAAGCGAGCGCUCUGUGUUUCCCCCCCCCGUUAUUCUGAGCUCUUUAAAGUGGCGGGGCAGCUGUCGGUCCGUUGCUUGGACACCGCUGAAGGAGGGAAGCGCGGUCGUUUCGCGCCGAAGUGGACGGACCAACGGCUACCUGAGCUGGGGUCUCGCUUUAUUCGCGCUCCCUCAGCGUCCACCACACUGGAACUAAGCCCACCUAUUGCUUUAAAGACAGGGCGCGACAUUCCACCGUUUAAACGCGGCCCUGGCCGAUUUUCCUGGAGUAUUUUGACGUCUGAAGAAGUCUUCGGUCCGUCUGACAGGAACCGUGCGCGCACAGGCAGCCUGAGCUAACGCGAGCUAGCGACUUAGCUGCUAAUGUCAACUAACAUGGAGGGAGAGGUGCGUGUGUUACAUAACAGCCAAACGCGAUUAAACCACCGACUUCUGACACCCAGCAAGCACAGUUAUGGACGUGAACUAAUCUCCAAAGAAUAAAGCAGCCCAUAAACACAUUGAUCUGGCAGAGAUGGAGUCGAACCCGCUGAUCAGCGCAAUGGAUCCGUCCAUUACAUUGUGGCAGUUCCUGCUACACCUGCUGGAUGAUCAGAGCCAGAAGCACUUGAUCUCCUGGACGUCUGGGGAUGGGGAGUUCAAACUGCUGGAUGCCGAGGAGGUGGCCAGACUCUGGGGGCUUCGCAAGAACAAAACCAACAUGAACUAUGAUAAACUGAGCAGGGCGCUUCGUUACUACUAUGACAAGAAUAUUAUUAAGAAAGUUAGCGGCCAGAAGUUCGUCUACAAGUUUGUGACCUUUCCGGAUCCCAACUCUGCCGAUGGGCUGAAGGGGCCUGAGGAUUCCCAGAGGGCUUCUACGGGGGAGAAAUUAGAGCUGUCCAUUCAGACCAAAUCUAACACAGGUGCUAACACCACCAACCCGUGUCUGUCCAAGAGCCUGCAGGUUCAGCGCUCCUCUCCUAGCUCAGUGCAACGCAGCUCCCGCAACGAUUACAUGAAGUCUGGUCUCUACUCCACUUUCACUAUCCAGUCCCUGCAGACGCCCUGCAAAUCUGCAUCCAAAUACAUCAAAACAGAGCAUGUUCUGAGUGACGGCAGCCCAAAACCUGCCAAUCUGGACCGCACAGUGCAUGAGAUGCGAAUGUGUCAGACAGAAGGACAGCAGGGAACUGUUCAGGAGAGCAGCAGUCUGCAGGUGAUAGUGACCCACCCGUCCCCAUGUGCUACACCCGCCCUCAGUCCACAGACGCCCUCUGGAUCUGCCACCGCAUCUACGAAUACUCAAGCACAGAAGAGCCAGAGUUUGGGUGACCCACCUCAGAUCUACUUGUCCGAUCCCAGCUCUCUGACCUCGCUCAUUCCUCUAGCUCAUGGAGAAUGUGUCGUCAACCCCUCUCAGCCUGUGUUUGUGGUCAUAAAGCCUUCUCCUGUCGGGCUGCACAAAGAGUCCAGCCUCUCGCCCGAAGAAGACUUGCUGGAGAUUGUCACUUUGGAUGAGAAAGGAGAUGUUGAGCCAGUGUCCACAGUGCCUGUCCCUGGAGUUACAGACGCCCCAAUCCCUGUGGAUGCUCCAUCACCCUGUGCGGAGCCGGUGGCCCAGCCGGUUGGAGAAGGGGAGGUGAAAGAGAAGCCUGAGCUACCUGUGGACACCAAUACCGCAUCAGCCUCCCUCCCGGCGAGCACACAGGAAGUCCAGCCUCCUAAAUCAAAGAAGCCACGUGUGCUGGAACUGCCAUCCUCGUCUACGCUGCUGCCCCCUGGACUCUCACUGGAAAAGGUCAAUGCAGCGGUGAACAACCUGCUGGCUCCUGGAAGUGCCACAAACACCUUAACACCAACAGUCAUCACCUCUCAUGCCCUGACUCCAGUGCUGUUGACACCGAGUCCGCUGCCAUCAACCAUUCACUUCUGGAGCACGCUCAGUCCAAUCGCUCCACGCAGCCCUGCCAAGCUCUCCUUCCAGUUCCCCUCCAACGGAAGCAAUCAGAUCCAGAUCCCAGCACUGAGCGUGGACGGCCUAUCCACACCUGUCGUUCUCUCCCCUGGUCCACAGAAACCAUAACUUGCGAUUUAAUUCCCUUAUCUCCUGCUGUGGUGAUUGGCUCCCUCCCCAGCCGAUGAAACGCUGAGGAUGGCCAGUGAAAGAUGGGACACUCCGUAACAAGUUCUGCUGCGAGUUGGGCGGGGCCUCCGGUCCAACGACGACUCGGCACGAGGAGUGCGCUCUCAGCCGUCCUUCCUGCGAUUGGUUGACGGAGCAGCCCGGUUCUGGGCUUGAUGGUGGCAUUUCAUAAACUAUUCGCUCUUUUGUUUCUCCCUUUUAUACGACGACCAUCAACGGUUAUUUAUUUAUUUCGGACGUUUCUUGGUGCGUCGUGAGAUGCGCGUUCCAGAAUUUGAAACUCGGAGAUCUCGCUUUGUUUUCGAUUUCUCACAGUAACGUUAUGAGUUAUGGACCAGACGAGGUAUCCUGCGAUUGAAUUCGAGGCAUGAAAUGCCGUUUACUUCACAGACGGAGCACAGCUUUCUUAAAAACUGCUCUUUUUUGGAAAUGGACAGCAUGCAUUUGAAAUCUGCCAGAUUAAAGUGCAAGUUCAUUUCUUUCUUUGGCAUUACAGAGACACAGAUACAUCAUUUUUAGCGUGUGACACACUUUUUGUGUUUUUCCAUGGACAAAGGAGUCCGUUUUGCUAAAGUGGCAUUGAAAAUGCCAGAGGAAUGUCACAGCCAUUCCCAGGAUUUGAGGAGGGAAAAGAUACAAAGAGAUUCUGAAUGAUCUGGAAUGUAUCGGAUCUUUUUCUUCUAGGACGUCAUUCCUUUAUUUCAGAACUUUCUUCUUCUUGUAAAUAUAUGUUGCACCCAUUCCAAGAUUUAAAAGAUUGAAUUUUUGGUUCUUGCUUUCAUGUUGUUUUUGUUGUUCUAUCAAGGAGCCCUUUCUCUGGCAGCAUCAGCAAAGGUUUCAGAAGCUUUGCAUUUUCAUGCUUUUUUUUUUCUUCUAAAGAAAACGCCAGAGAAGACCAAAGACCAGCUGUUUAUACACAAUCCAUCUUAGCAUUCUUGCGUUUCGCUCUCGUCUUUUUAUUUUUACUCUGCGGCAUCAAAGGGCUAAAAGAACCUUCACGCAACCAAAACGCUCGCACUUCUGACACUGUAUAUAACUGAUACGUCUGACUCGCCAGCUGUAACUGUAAAGCUCAAUAAUCGUUGUAGAUAAAAUGUAAGUAAUUUAUGGCAGAAGUAUGUAGCUUCUGCUGCUUUUGAUAUCGCUGGUAGUUUUGUGCGGCCUGCCUCUUAUGCUGUGUUCGUCUGAUGUGUUAAAAUCACACUCACGGUUGUUACCUCAAAGCUGUCAACAGCUCGACGCGUCAAAAGCAGGCACGCGUAUACGUCGCAACCGACAAACAAAGCCGACGAUUAUUUGCAUAUCUUCUUGCUCUUGUAGUACGUGUGUGUGUGUGAAGCUCAAGUUUCCUGUAGGGAAAUCAUGGUGGUUAUAUAUAGCGUUCGACAGAAAGCUGUUGUCAGUGUUUACGGACAGUAACUGCCUCCACGGCAUACGGCUGUUUCUUUGAAUCAUUUAAUUUGACCCGAGUUUGCUGAACUCGCUCAUAACGUCCUCGUUUUCAAUUUUAACCACAUUUUGGCAGCAGUGUCUUUCGCUUCUUAAGUUGGUGCUUUUUGUCGUUUCUGGUUUGAUAUCUGCGUAAUUGUAAUGAACUCGGGAGGAUCUGCUCGUAGCAUGCUGCAAUUGCUUACGCCUGUCACCUCUCAGAUUGUUCUCUCUUGCAUUUUGUGCACCUCACGGCUGAUUCGUUCCGUCCUGAACCAGUGCGAACCGCUUCGUUCUCAGCGAAUGACUGUUUGUUUUAAGAAAAGCCUUGACGAUGGGUCAAUGUUCAGCACAGCUGUCGGCGUCGCUCCGAUAUGUACCGAUGAUGUCAUGGACGCCCACAAGUCGACACGUUGAAUGUUGUUUCGGGGGCGUUUUGGGAGUCGCCUCCUUUCGUUACCACGCAGUGACCUGAUAUCAGCUUAAUCGUAAUCGAGUUCACUAGAAACAAAUUGAUUUUCAUUAGUGAGUUACUUGUGGUUCUUUUCCAUGCGCUGGGCGAAAUAAUAAGCCUGCAAUAUCGAAGAACUCACUGUGAUCGAUUGAAUUUAGUGAUCUGUGAGUGCUUUCCCCGUUUUUGAUAGUCUGCAGUCUAGUCACUUUCCUCUUAAGCUUGUCUGGUUUGCUGGGACUGUUUGUGCCUCUGAAUGUCUGUCCGUGCUCUGUAAUGCGCUGCGAAUGCGUUUUAACAGCUGAUGUCUUUGAGCUCCUCCGAUUUCCCUUGCUAUGAUGCCGCUGUUACUUCUACUGUACAUCAGCACUGAUCAAUACAGUGACGGCACACUGCGCACGCUUCCCCGAAAUCAACUAUGACAUAGUGAGGAUGACUACAUUCACCCCCAGACCAGUUGUUUACAAGCUUAACUAACAGAAAUAGCGAGCCAUAUCUAUUUAAAACUAUUUCUGUUUGAUUUCAUGAUUUGAAACAAAUGAGCCUUUGCCAUGUUGAUGAAAUCGCUGCCCCCUUUCAGAUGAUGAAACUAAUGCUGCACGUCUCUGGACCUACAAAGACUGUUUGGGUAUCGUAAUACCACAUUAAAUAGGCCUUAAAGUUGGAUUUCUGGGCAUGUUUUGGUAUUAAUAGCUUCUAAAAACAAUGCUGUUUUUUUCUAAAGUCAUCCCAGAAUGAUAUACGGAGCGAUAUUGAUCAAGUAAUUUUUAUUUCCAUCCGUUAUCAGAACCAAAAUUGCACGGACUAAAAAGUUUUAAUUGUGCAAAAAAGAUUUUAAACGAUUGUUGGUAACCAGCACGUGUAAACGUUCUAGUCACUGAAACCUUUAUGCAAACGAAGACACGCGUUACAUAAAAAAGCCAUUUAUUGAAUAAUCGAUUGGACCGUGGAGGUGUUUGGCUGAGACGGUUUUUCUCCUUUUGUGGAGGAGUCUCUAAAUUAUUUCCUAAUACCAGCAUAGAUUUCGUACCAUGUACAAGUUUCCAUUGUAAGAGAGUCGUAUCAUAUCAGUAUUUCUCAUUGAGAAAACCUGUUUAAUGCUUGUUACCUGCUUAUGAAGUCACACCAAUCCAAGCGCCAAACUGGAGACGACGGAGUUGAUCCUUACGUGGCUCAAAACUGUUAAGACAUUUGCCUCGUUUUGCUUUUCGAGUUACUGAAUUUGAACAUCUGCGGUGGUCAGAUGCUGUAAUAAGUCUUUUCACUUGUUUUUUCUCUAUGAAAUGUUACGUGGGAACUGUUAACGUAUUGUAUGAUUCUAUAUUCAAUAACGUGUUGGGAAAUCUUGCGCUACGCAUAUAUUUGUGUAAAAACGAAACAAACAAAAAAAAGUCUGCUACUUGUGUGAAGAAGGAAUAACGGUCCUGUCGGACUCUUUGGACCGUUGGGAAGCAGAUCUGUGCGGCCUGAGCUCCCUUUCCCAGAUGAGAAUCGCUCUCUCUGGGAGUUUAUUUCAUAAAGGGACGGAGAGGCUUUUAUUUUUCUGAACUGUCUAAAUACUAUAUUGUAUGUACUGGAAAGAGACAAAACUAUUUUUCAUCUGCACAUGCUACUUUGUUUGUGUAUGUGAUAGAUAUUAAUCUUGUUUUCUAAAGACAAAAAAAGACUCGGAACUAAUAUGAAAGUGAAUAAAAGGCUAUUUUGUUCUUUA